Molecule: messenger RNA, 755 nt
Organism: Brassica napus (rape)
Lineage: Eukaryota; Viridiplantae; Streptophyta; Magnoliopsida; Brassicales; Brassicaceae
Product: dynein light chain 1, cytoplasmic
Exons: 2
Coding region: 185-598 (137 amino acids)
Biological process (GO): microtubule-based process
Cellular component (GO): dynein complex
Molecular function (GO): dynein light intermediate chain binding; dynein intermediate chain binding
Source: RefSeq, a predicted model, not a curated record
AAGGUCAGCUGCUUUCCGCUAAAACAAGAAGGCUAUUUUGUCUGUCCUACACGACUCCACUCAAAGACAUUGCCUCAAACAGAUGGUGCUCGCUCCAACCUAACCAGCCCUAACUGAGUCUACCUUGGUUUUCCUCCGAUUCAAAGGAGGAAAAAAACAAAAAACGAGUUCCUAUAGCUGAGUGAUGCGAGCGAGAGAGAGAAACAUGGAAGGAGUUGAGAUGGAACUAGAGAGAAGAAGCAAGUUCUUGAACAGUUUGAUACAGCAGAAGAAGAAGGCUAAAGAGCAGCAGGACCUGAAAGAAGAGUUCAAUGUUCGUGUUAGAGCUUCCGAUAUGCCUUUGCCCGUGCAGAACAGGGCCUUCAGUUUGUCCCGUGAGAUAUUGAAUGCCACGCCUGGUAAAGCCGACAACAAAAGACUCGCUCUUGCCCUUAAAAAGGACUUCGAUUCAGCAUAUGGCCCUGCGUGGCACUGCAUUGUUGGGACCAGCUUUGGCUCAUACGUAACUCAUUCCAUUGGAGGGUUCAUAUAUUUCCAGAUCGACAAAGUGUAUGUUCUCCUAUUCAAGACUGCUGUGGAACCCUUAGAUCACCAAUGAAAACGUUCAUCCAAUCUUUAAAAAAUGAACAUCUUCAGUUAGUCCUUCCCUUUCGAUCCCUCUGUCCUGUAUUCACACACUAUUUAUUUCGAGUUCAUUGUGUUAAUCUCCCAAGACAAAAUCUUCAAUACAAAUCGAGAAUAUGUUUUGCGACUCA